Messenger RNA from Racocetra persica, 255 nucleotides. Lineage: Eukaryota; Fungi; Glomeromycota; Glomeromycetes; Diversisporales; Gigasporaceae. The record is from the annotation of a GenBank genome assembly.
GACGAUAUGGAAUCAGUAUUUAGUUCAUCAGAGAACCAUAUUAAUGAUUUAUUUCUAGAUAAAUCUGCUGGAGAUGAUUUGUUUAAUGCCAAUAGUGAUACGGAAAAUUUGUCCACGUUCUUUCAAGAAACAAUUGUAAACUCAGUUACAUCUUAUCGCAAUCAACUUGAUAGUUUAUUGGGAGAGGUUAAUACAAGUGAUAAAAACGAAGAUUUCCAGACUGUAGCAAUAAACAAUGGUAAUAUUUUUGCAUAA